Dermacentor silvarum is the source of this 2877-nucleotide messenger RNA. RefSeq lists its product as uncharacterized. The transcript is spliced from 4 exons. The record is from RefSeq and is a predicted model, not a curated record. NCBI's taxonomy places the organism in Eukaryota, Metazoa, Arthropoda, Arachnida, Ixodida, Ixodidae. Gene Ontology annotation, biological process: DNA integration. Gene Ontology annotation, molecular function: nucleic acid binding. Bases 1 to 2877 code for a protein of 958 amino acids.
AUGACGGAUUGUUCCUUAGAGCUGGUCACGGACCUUCAGUUCCCAACUAGGGUGGGCAGCUCUGUUGCGAGAGACACCACUCCAGAUCUAGCAUUUACCAAAAACGCGGCGGGCGUACAGUGGGCUAACCUGCAGGAAUACCUGGGAAGUGAUCACUUUAUCCUCUCGGUCACCCAGGAAACCCGGGUGCCUCCGCCUAGGGAGUUCAGGGUGACGGACUGGGACGAGUUUAGAAAGCUCCGCAAGGCUGAUCAGACCGAAUAUGGCACGUUGAAGGACCUCUUCUCGCGAUUAGCAGAGGAUGCUCUCCUCGCAACCAAGACGGUCCAGACUGACUUACAGGUGGAUGCAAUGGACUCACGUCUUGCGCAUCUGUUGGAGGCUAAAAAAUCACUGGUUGAGAAAUGGCGCACGCAGAAGCUCAAUAGGAGGCUGCGGAAGCGCAUAUCGCUCCUCAAUAAAGAAAUCGAGGACUAUUCUCAGGAACUGUCUAGGCAGCAGUGGAAUGAAGCUUGCUCAAAAGUAGACGGGCAGAUGCGGCAUCUCUUUGGCAAACUGGAUAUGACGGUGCAGUUUGGAUCAGCUACGGUGAACAGUUCGCUGGUAGUGGUGGAUCAUCGAGGGCCCCUCCUGUGCGGGAGAGAUACGAUAGAGGCAUUUCGCAAAGCGGUUGUGUCCCUUUUGGAAGAAGGAGCGUCGUUGUCCGUGAAUGUUGUUCACGGCGACACCCAGUUAAGCGCGCUGGAAUUUUCGGACAUACUUCAGAAGCUCGGGUGCUGUAGGGGACCGCCGGUGAAGCUGUACCUUAAAGAUGGAGCACAACCCCGGUUUUGCAAGGCUCGUACAGUUCCGUAUGCCAUGAGAGCGCAAGUAGCUGCCGAAAUCGACAGGCUCGUGGGAGAGGGAGUGUUGUCACCAGUUAGCGUGGCUGAAUGGGCAACACCAGUAGUGCCUGUAGCGAAGAAGAACGGGGACAUCCGGCUGUGCGGAGAUUUUAAACUGACGGUCAACCCAGCGACACGAGUAGAGCAGUAUCCGCUACCAAAAAUUGACGAUAUUUUUGCAGCGCUAUCAGGAGGUGAGGUAUUCAGCACUCUCGACUUACGGAAUGCUUACAACCAGCUGCCCCUCGAUGAAGAAGCCAAGAAGAUAGUUGUGCUGAAUACACACAAGGGCCUCUUCUGCUACAACCGCUUAGCGUUCGGCAUUGCCUCUGCGCCGGCGCUGUUUCAACGUCGCAUAGAAGCGGUGCUACACGGCAUACCAGGGGUCAAAGUUUACCUGGACGACAUUAUUGUAGCAGAAAAAGCACACGACGCACCAGUACUGCGGCAAGUGUUCGAACAGCUACGGGCGAACGGUCUCACGCUGAACAGGGAGAAGUGUCGGUUCCGGGAAAAGGAAGUCGCAUUUUUGGGGCACCGAAUCGAUGCAAGGGGCCUUCACCCGCUGCAGGACAAUUUGGAGGCAGUGCUAGCGGCGCCGCCACCGACAUCGAAAGUGUCCGACUACACCAACAAAGACGACGUACUCCAGCAAGUGAAGACGUGGAUCUUACGAGGCUGGCCCAGGCGUCUGGGUUUGGAACAACAGUGGUACCAACCAUAUUUUGCACGGAGACAUGAAUUGGCUGAAAGUAAGGGGGUAUUAUACUGGGGUCACCAUGUGGUGUUGCCCGAAGCGGCUCAGGCAUUUGUUUUGAAAGAGUUGGACGACACACACCCGGGCAUGACUGCAAUGAAGAAUAUCGCGCGCUCAAUAUUUUGGUACCCAGGGUUGGACAAGGAUAUUGAGAAGCUGGUAAAACGGUGUCCCCAAUGUGUGCAGUGCUUGCCCAUGCCCACAGCGCAGGUCCCGGCAAACUGGCCGAAGACGAACAGACGGUGGUGCCGUUUACACAUGGAUUUUGCUGGUCCCCUGGAAGGGCAUAUGAUCUUCGUUCUCGUAGACGCGGAGACUAAAUGGAUAGAGGCGGUGCCCCUGAGGACUGCGACGGCGGCAACUACAGUAGACACACUUAGGUGUAUUUUCGCACGCUUUGGCCUGCCACGGACUGUCAUGUCGGAUAAUGGUCCGCAGUUCACUAGCGCUGAGACAGCGCGGUUCUUCCGGGAAAAUGGGGUGCGCCACAUAACGACUGCCCCAUACUACCCUCAAUCGAACGGGUUGGCGGAAAGGGCAGUACGCACCAUCAAAGAGGGUUUAAAGAAAAGCCAAGCGGGAACUUUGCAAAGUCGACUUGCCAAAUUUUUGUUACGUUACAGGACCACACCCACCCGAGAAGAGCAGUCGCCCGCGGAAAUGCUGUUGGGAUUCCAACCUCGAACUCGCCUAAGCACCUACUUCGAAGAGGAGGAUGGAGCGGGCAAGAGUGCUACCGUCAACGGCGCCCCGAGUAACAGAGUGCAGCAAUUUGUUCCUGGAACACAAGUGUGGACUCGACAGUAUAAUCAGCUUGGUCAAAGGUGGCUACCGGGAACCGUGACGACUGUGGAAGGCCAGCGUUUGUUAACCGUCGACACGCCAAAAGGGGUGCAGCGAAGGCACGUCGAUCAGGAAAGGCCAUCCUCAUCUGGUGACACCCAAUCAACAAGCAGCCAAGCCCUGCAAGCUGGGCAGCCCGAGAUGGGAGCGUCUGGAGGUUGCAUCGAGCCCACAGCGAGCCCAGUGUCUACAACGAAACCUAUUCCUCUCAGACGCUCAACCCGCACUCGUAAGCCCCCGGACAGGCUCUUACUUAGAGGGGAGGAAGUGCGGCAUCGUAGGCCGCCAGUGGCACGCGCCGAAGAACGUCGAUCACAGCACGUGCCUGGACGCCUUGUAAUUGCGCAUUCUCCCGUCGCUUGGCGCGGGUAUAAAGCCACUACAGCCUCUUGA